Molecule: messenger RNA, 615 nt
Organism: Clonostachys solani
Lineage: Eukaryota; Fungi; Ascomycota; Sordariomycetes; Hypocreales; Bionectriaceae
Source: the annotation of a GenBank genome assembly
AUGUCUUACCACAGCCGUUUAACCAGAGAGAACGCAGCGCUCCUCAUCGUCGAUCAUCAAGUCGGUUUAUACACUGGCGUCCGAGAUAUCGAUACUUUGAGUCUCAAGCACAACAUCGUAGGAUUAGCCAAAGCCGCGGCGGCGCUGGAAGUCCCCGUUGUUGUGACAACAACCACAGAAGGACUUUGGGGUCCUAUGAUCCCUGAGCUUCAGGAAGCACUCCCCGGUAUUGACCGUAUCGAACGAACUACCGUCAAUGCCUGGGAUGAUCCCCGAGUGGUGGCUGCUGUGGAGGCGACUGGAAGGAAGAACCUGAUUGUGACGGGCAUUUCCACAGAUGUCUGCCUAGCGUUGCCCGCAUUGUCGGCAUUGGCUACUGGCUAUACAACAUAUGCCGCUAUUGACGCAUCCGGUGCCUUCACCAAACAACAAGCGGAUGCGGGAGUUAUGAGGAUGGUGCAGGCCGGCGUGGUCCCUGUCUGUUACUCGAACGUUAUUGUUGAGAUACUUGCGGAUAAUGCAGCUGCUGAAGCCAAUGCUGUCUACGCUGCAUUGGACAUGCCGUUUGCGAGGCUUGUGGGUGGCCUCAACCAGUACUUCUCAAACAAAAAGUAA